Molecule: messenger RNA, 1581 nt
Organism: Aplosporella prunicola CBS 121167
Lineage: Eukaryota; Fungi; Ascomycota; Dothideomycetes; Botryosphaeriales; Aplosporellaceae
Exons: 2
Coding region: 131-1393 (420 amino acids)
Source: RefSeq, a predicted model, not a curated record
GGUCACGCCUCCAGCCGCACGAGCCGCUACCGCCAUCCAUCAAUCGAUUGUUGACCCUCCACCAUCCACCUUCACGAGAGCGUACGCGACCUCAUGCUCGCCCACGGCCGCCGCUAGCUGCUGCUCGACGAUGGCCGCGCCCACGCCGCCGAGCUCGUCUCCGCUGUUUCGCACGCCCGAGUCCGCCGCAUCCAAGGCCGCUCAACCUCUUCCGCGACCGUCGCUCCCGCUGUCGCCCAGCUCGCCCGGCGACGACUUCGACCCAGCCAAACCUCAGUCUGUCUCCAUCUCAAAACUCGUCGGUAUAUUCAAGGAGAUACGGCAGGGUUUGUGGAAGCAUCCGUCGCCGGGCUGGGCCAAAUACCGCGUCUCGGUCGAGGCGUAUCUCGAGCUGCUACAGCGCAUCGCCAACGAUCGCGACGACUCCUUCGUUGGCUGGUUCAACGACAAGGCUCGCUACGACUAUAACAGCGCCAAGGAGGAACUCAUUCUUCGCAUAGCCCCUACCCCUCUCCAUGACUGCUUCUGCGCUUUCGUGGUCAAGCGGAUCGAGGAUAAACUGGCUGCCCUAACCGCCCAACACCCUGUGGAGCUAGGCCCCGCACUCGUAGGAGUGCGUCCUUGCAGCACCGCCCGCGUCCGCUUUGACGCCUCCGACACGGACACGGACACCGACGAACUCAACCCCGACGCCGACCCAUUCACAUCACCCUCACCCGCCUCAUCGCCGACGUCGAGUCCAGACCAAAAGUCCCCAGACAAUCAGUUCCAGCACAACCUGGCACACUGGCCAUCCAUCGUCUUUAAGGUUGCCUACAGCCAGAAGGCCGAGGACCUUCCCAAGGUCGCCGACGACUACAUCUGCCUAACGGGCGGCAACAUCAGUGCCGUCGUCGGGUUGAAGGUCGACUACACGCCUCCCCGGGAAAAGGCACAGGCACGCGGCAUAAAGGCGCUAAAACCUCCGUCGAAGCAGGGACACGUUAUUAUGUGGCGCCUCCAGGAGUUCACAGAGACGUCCAAUGGCGAGGAAAUCCCCUACAAGGAGGUGACUGCAGUAACAGAAGAAAUCUUCCGUACCGCCACCGGCCGGUGCAUUCCCGGCACCCUCAGCCUCCCACUCACCGACUUCCUCCCCCCAGUCGUCCUCGAUGUCUACCCACAAGCGCGCGCCCUCACAGAAACGACUACCGUCGACAUCACACACGCGGAGCUCUGCGCGGAGCUCGCCGACGCAGAGGCGAGAGACAGGGUCAGAGCUCGUGGAAACGGGUUGAAGGCAGACGCGGACCCACUGAUUCGGAAGCGGAAGCCGGAGGAGGUCGACGGGAGGGAGAAGAGGAAGAAUGUAAGGGUGGAGAGGGCGGAUAAGCCGUAUAGGGGGAGGGCUUGAGGCUAGGAAGGUGGUGGUUAUUCUUUAGAGUUGGAUAGGACGAGUACUUGUGUUUUAAAUACCCCGGGCUUGGUUUUAUACCCAUGUUUUAUACCCAUAACUAGUCGUUCUAAAGCAGAGGCAACCAAGAAGCGUUUAAACAAGUAUCGCGAGGCCAGCGAGGCCGAGGAUACCGAGGACAUGCGUCU